This is a messenger RNA of Xyrauchen texanus (razorback sucker), 781 nucleotides long. Its product is annotated as CTD small phosphatase-like protein. The transcript has 3 exons. The record is from RefSeq and is a predicted model, not a curated record. Lineage: Eukaryota; Metazoa; Chordata; Actinopteri; Cypriniformes; Catostomidae. The annotation marks the transcript as partial.
UCGAUCUCGUGAAUAUCAAACACUCGCCGUCUCCAUAUUGGAAGCAGAGAUCAGAAAACACGGGGAAAAAUGAAGAGGCUAUUUUUAACGAUCGGUUAAGUGUGCCGAUGUCGGGUUUCUCCUCGCUAGCUUCGGGAGUUUAAAUGCAAUCGUUGAUACGUUGCGAGGGGUAUUUAUUAGGUCUACAUUUGCAGGUUUCAUGGUCAGCUCGCUAAAGCUAUCUGAUUUUAGCAAUCCAGACUCCGACUUGUAAGCCGUUCGGCGCAGGCGAAAUUAAUUUUUGUUAUGCGCAUCACUGUGUGCUAAUUGAUCAAAUGUGCAUCCGCGACGCAUAUUUUAAUGCAACAAAACGCAAAGAUUAGUGUUCGGGUGCAGUCCGUUCACCCACGCUAGCCCGAGCGACAGCAGUCUGCUUGGAGAUCUGCCAUUAACUCGACUUGACUAGCUUUUAGCACAAUCUCAAACACGGACACGGCCAGAACUCGCUGGGAAAGGGAGCUAACAUUUCGUUUCCAUGGACAACACGUCCAUAAUAACGCAGGUUACGAACCCCAAGGAGGAGGAGAUACUCUCGUCAAAUGCUGAGAAAGUUUCGCUGUCCAACUGCAGUCUGAAGAAGAAGAGGACUCGCAGAAUCUUCAGCUCAUUGUUCUGCUGUCUGAGGAGUUACGAUGCCGAGCCACCCACCACCCCCAACAACAGCAGCCCUCUUCCCCCACCUGUGGAGGAAAACGGAGCUCCACCAAAGUGUGACCAGGUUGAGGUCAUCCCUAUCCCCAGU